UUUACUUUAAGGCGUACUGGGGCGUACAAUAAAAUUACAAAUAUUCACAAUUUUAUUGAUAAAUCAUGUCUUUGAACACAAAAGACAUCGUACUCUCGGAGUCCCGGCCGCGAACUCUGCUUCUACAAAAGCAUUCCGACUACUUGGCGGGCUACGGGCUGAAUAAAGAUGAUUUCGAGUAUUGCAUGACUGAGUAUCUUCGCAUGUCGGGGAUAUAUUGGACUGUAACAGCAAUGGACCUGAUGGGGCAAUCUUCCAGGAUGCCUAAAGAGGAGAUAAUAGAAUUCAUCACAUCAUGCCAGGACAAUGAAAGCGGAGGCAUCUCGGCUAGCUUAGGCCAUGACCCACACAUGUUGUAUACGUUGAGUGCAGUACAGAUACUUGCCUUAUAUGACAGAUUGGAUGCAAUAGAUGUGGAGGGAGUAGUUAGGUAUAUCAAAUCUCUGCAGCAAGAAGAUGGCAGCUUCUUUGGAGACAAAUGGGGGGAAGUGGAUACCCGUUUCACAUUCUGCGCGGUGAUGUCCCUGUCCCUCCUAAAACGGCUGGACGCUAUCAAUGUUGACAGAGCAGUUGAGUUUGUGCUCAGCUGUAUGAACUUCGAUGGAGGCUUCGGGUCUAAACCUGGCUCUGAAAGUCAUGCAGGUUUGAUCUAUUGCUGCGUGGGUACCCUAUCUAUCUGCCGGCGCUUAGACGCGUUACGCGCCGACGAGCUCGCUUGGUGGUUGUGUGAACGGCAACUGCCCAGCGGAGGACUUAACGGGCGGCCUGAGAAGCUCCCGGAUCUCUGCUACUCGUGGUGGGUAAUGUCAUCCUUAACAAUGCUAAACCGGAUACACUGGGUUGACAAGAAAGCCCUAGAAGAAUUCAUCCUGGCCUGCCAGGACGCCGAGACCGGAGGCUUCAGUGACCGACCUGGCGACAUCACGGACCCAUUCCACACCCUCUUUGGCCUCACAGGACUCUCGCUGCUUGGCAACCCUAGCAUUAAAGCUGUCAACCCUACGUAUUGCCUACCUCAAGAAACCAUAGAUAGGUUAAGAUUAGAACCACAAGUUUUACAUAUUUAGUGUAAAGUAUAAAUUAAAUAUUUAUUAUUUAUGCAUGAAUUUGUAUAUUGGACAAAGAGUAAUAAAUAAUUUUAUAAGA
Leguminivora glycinivorella is the source of this 1146-nucleotide messenger RNA. It is a transcript of the gene betaggt-II, whose product is annotated as geranylgeranyl transferase type-2 subunit beta. Gene Ontology annotation, molecular function: Rab geranylgeranyltransferase activity. Gene Ontology annotation, biological process: protein geranylgeranylation. The record is from RefSeq and is a predicted model, not a curated record. Gene Ontology annotation, cellular component: Rab-protein geranylgeranyltransferase complex. The transcript is spliced from 6 exons. Bases 66 to 1067 code for a protein of 333 amino acids. NCBI's taxonomy places the organism in Eukaryota, Metazoa, Arthropoda, Insecta, Lepidoptera, Tortricidae.